This is a messenger RNA of Diabrotica balteata, 907 nucleotides long. The record is from the annotation of a GenBank genome assembly. NCBI's taxonomy places the organism in Eukaryota, Metazoa, Arthropoda, Insecta, Coleoptera, Chrysomelidae.
GACAGACAGAAGGCGCACUGUUGAUGAGUUAUUUAUGAUUAGGUGCUUAAUUCAAUAAGAUAUUUUUCUGUUUGCUAAAAUGAUUUCCGAAAAUUACCUGAAACGGGUAAAUAUUACUGCAGAUGUAUAUGCUAUAUGUGUUCAACACGCUUUAACAACUGAAAAACAAGAAAUUAUGGGUCUACUUAUUGGAGAGGUAAAUGAAAGUGAACGUGUUUCCAAUAUUUCAGCUUGUGUUAUUUUACAUAGAAGUGAUAAACAACCGGACAGAGUGGAAAUAUCACCUGAACAGCUUUGUCAUGCUUCAAUGCAUGCAGAUCAGUUAACUAAAAAACUUAACAGACCAAUGAGGGUACUUGGAUGGUAUCAUUCCCACCCACAUAUUACUGUUUGGCCAAGUCAUGUUGAUAUAAGAACUCAGGCUACAUAUCAAACAAUGGAUCCAUUAUUUGUGGGAUUAAUUUUCUCUGUUUUCCAAAAUGAUACUAGAUCUCGUAGGAAUCAGAUACAAGUAACUUGCUUCCAGGCCCACAAUAGUACAUCUGAACUUGAAAGGAGAGAAGUUGAGUUAGUGAUAAAACCCUCACCGUUUGAAAAUUACAAUUUAGAAGGUAUAGCAAAUCUUCCAAAAAUCUUGGUUCAAGAAGAAGUUGAUUGCCAUGACAUUCAAGACAAUGACACUCAAGAUGAAUUAAGUAGUCUACACAAUGAUGCAUUUAAAACAUUAGCUCUAGUUCACAUUGUUUCCAAAGUUGCCAGACCUAUUUGUGACGACUUGGAAGAGAGAAAAAAAUCAGUGAAUCAAAGGAUCAAAGAACUGGAAAAACUUAAAAUUUUUUGAACAUUACUUAAUUAUAUUUAAUGUUCGCCAUAUUUGUAAUCAAAGUAUAUACAAAUUUAUAUCAUU